CUUAACUGUGCGACACAUAAAGAUGGAAAGUUGGUCUGUGGAUCAAGUCUGCAACUGGCUGAGACAGAGCAAUUUAGGAGAACUAGUUCCUAAGUUUCGCGAAGAAGAAGUAAGUGGAGCAGCUCUCUUGGCUCUGAAUGAUCGUAUGGUGCAGCAGCUGGUGAAGAAGAUUGGGCACCAAGCAGUGCUAAUGGACCUGAUUAAUAAAUACAAGCAACAAAAACAUGGGCUACAGUCUUUUGCAUAUGUCUGCGAAGCAGGUUUGCCAACCCUUCCAGAGAUCAGUGGUGGAAAUCUGAAAUUAUGUUCUGCAAGAUGUAGGACAUGUUCUUAUACUUUACCAAAUUUUCCUUACGAUGUCAAGAUGGUACUAGGAGAAAAAAAAUACCCUGACCACAGUAUGAGAAUAAGGAUGGUUGACUGUUUGCAAGCAGACAUGACGAAGUACCUAGCAGGAUCGCUGUAUCCAAACAGCCAGCAGUACAACAUUGUUGUCGGGGCUUUGAUGCAGGCAUACCCUUUCCUGAAUGAAGAUGGGAAUGGCUUUUUGGUAUGGAAACAGGCGCUUAAAGAUCGUUUCAAAUAUGUGCGGAGAGCCAUUGAAGAUGAUGAGCAAGUUUUGAAGAACAAAUGCAAGUUUGGCCAUAGGAAAGGACAGAGCACGAAAUCUUCAUCUGUUGAAAACAAACCUAAUGACGUCAAAGCACAGAAAGUGGAAGAACCUGCUUAUCUUGAAGGUGAUGCAAUGUAUGUACACAUCAACUGGCUGAAGCAAGAAUAUAUGAAAACUCUGAGAAACUGGAAAGAAGUGAAUAAUAAAAUGAAUGCAACAAUACAGAUACGAAGGAAGAUGAUCUGCGAUAAGACACCUUUAAAAGACAUUCUUAGACUAUUUCCUUUCUUAAGAUGCCCCUAUCAGCUUUUUAGGGAGUUCCAGCUUCUCACACACACGGAUGUUUAUCAGAAAACAGUUAAGAUUUUGGAGAUUUAUUCAGAAAGCAUAUUAUCUUUAUGUCUGGUGAAGAAUAAUCCAAUUAACGUUAUGCUGCAAGAACAUCUGAAACAGAACACAGAGGAAAACGUUCUAAAAUAUAUGAAGAUGACUGCUGCAUGUUUACUUCUGCCAGAUGUCUUUGGAGAUGACUCCAGUCUGUUUGCUGCAGUGAACGAGGAGGUGAAAGUAUUGACACCAGUGUUGGAAGUUAAAAAUCCCUUCAAUGUGAAUUCAUGCGGGUUUGCUCUGUACAUAGAAAAACAAGAGGUAGCCCGGCUCAGUGACUGCACCACAGCUCUGGCAGCACUGGUGGCUGCAUUUCACGUGUUCAAUAUCCAGUGCCCAGGCAGAAUCCAAAGGACGCUGAAAUUCCUGGUGUCCCUGAUCUUUGAGAUGAACAUCCCUCAAGCAUUCCUCCCAGGUCAGGUAAAAAGAGGGCUAGAGAUGCCUAAACAUCCCAGUGUUUGCUAGUGUACUCAUCUCAGGAACGUUUGGAAUUUUGUCAAAUCUCCUUGUUGUGAAGA
Messenger RNA from Phasianus colchicus (ring-necked pheasant), 1518 nucleotides. RefSeq names its product sterile alpha motif domain containing 3 (gene SAMD3). Gene Ontology annotation, molecular function: protein binding. NCBI's taxonomy places the organism in Eukaryota, Metazoa, Chordata, Aves, Galliformes, Phasianidae. The record is from RefSeq and is a predicted model, not a curated record.